UCAAGUUAUUCAGUUUCACUUCAUUACAUGUUCAAGUGUUCUCCUUUAUCUGUUGCCACUUUCCUGUCUUGUAGAAGACAACAUGGAAGCUGCAGUAGCUUUCUCUGUUCGUUCACUUCACAUUCCAACACCACUCGAAUCAUCAACCCCACUUAGGAAAUCCAUGUUCUUGAGCACACAACUGAAUCCACCACUUUCAUUAGUUCAUGGGAUCACUUCAAAAUCCAAGCUUUUCACUGCAUUAUCACCCACUCAGCUGACAGAAGAAUCCAGUAGUAAUAAUCUUCCUGAGGAUGAGCCAGAAGUUGAAGCCAAUUCAGAGAAAUUUGACUGGUACUCACAGUGGUACCCUCUGAUGCCAAUUUGUGACCUGGACAAGAGGGCACCUCAUGCCAAGAAGGUGCUGGGAAUUGAUGUGGUUGUGUGGUGGGAUAGGAAUGAGGGUGCAUGGCAGGUGUUUGAUGAUGCUUGUCCUCAUAGAUUGGCACCUUUGUCUGAAGGAAGGAUUGAUCAAUGGGGUAGGUUGCAGUGUGUGUACCAUGGUUGGUGCUUUAAUGGCUCAGGAGAUUGCAAGUUUAUUCCUCAGGCACCCCCUGAAGGCCCUCCGGUUCAUACGUUCAAAAAAGCAUGUGUCGCUGCUUACCCAAGUACUGUGCAGAAUGAUAUCUUGUGGUUUUGGCCAAAUACUGACCCUCAAUACAAAGAUAUCAUUGAAAGAAAAAGACCCCCCUACAUACCAGAGCUAGAUGAUCCAUCGUAUAAUAGAUUAAUGGGAAACAGAGAUAUUACUUAUGGGUAUGAGGUUCUGAUUGAAAACCUUAUGGACCCUUCACAUGUUCCAUACGCACACUAUGGACUAAUGCGUACACAACAACCGAAAGUGAAAGCUGAUAGAGAAGGGGGCAGGCCACUUGAAUUGUCAAUUGAAAAGCUAGAUAUCAAUGGUUUCAGCGCAGAUCAGGGUUGGAGCAAAAGCAAAUUUAUGCCACCAUGCAUUUUCUAUGCAUAUACUCCAGAUCAACCUGCAUCAUCUGCUGAAACUAAGAAACCAUCAUUUCAGAAGAAAUUUGGUUUGAUCUUCAUUUGUGUUCCAGUUAGUCCUGGUAAUAGCAGAUUAAUAUGGUGCUUCCCGAGAAACUUUGGACUGUGGAUUGACAAGAUUGUGCCUCGAUGGAUGUUCCAUGUGGGACAAAACCUGAUUCUAGAUUCAGAUUUAUAUCUUCUCCAUCUUGAGGAACAAAAAAUAAUGGAUGUUGGUCAAGCUAAUUGGCAAAAGUCCUGUUUUGUGCCAACAAAAGCAGAUGCCCUUGUGGUUGGUUUUAGGAAGUGGUUAAAGAAGUAUGCAGGUAGUCAAGUUGAAUGGAGAGGAAAAUAUAGUGGGGGUGUUCUUCCUCCAACACCACCUAGAGAACAGCUUUUGGACAGGUACUGGAGCCAUACUGUGAAUUGCAGGAGUUGCAAUUCUGCUUAUAAGAGCCUCAAAGUGGUUGAAGUCAUGUUGCAGAUCAUAUCUGUUGCUUCAAUUGGGAUUGUUGCCACAAUGAAGCAGGGUGGAAUGUCAGUGGUAACAAGGAAUUCAAUGGUUGUAUUUGCAGUACUAUCAUUUGCCUUGUCUCGGUGGUUAGCUCACUUCAUAUACAAAAACUUCCAUUAUCAUGACUACAAUCAUGCCUUUCGCUGAGGUGUGUUCCCAACGUUCUUCAUGUCCAACUAUGUAUACAGUGAAGCUCUCCAAGAACAAAGCCACCAAAUAUAGGUACUUCGGAGGAGUUCUUGAACUUAUGUACAUGCAUAUGUGUAUUAAUUAAGUUCAAAAUCUUCAAAUUCAUAUGUAUUAUUGGCUAGUUAAAAUGCUAAACAACAUCACCUAUAGAAGGAAUAAUCAUGUUUUCAAUGUACCAGAGAUUUCAUCAA
This is a messenger RNA of Lotus japonicus, 1914 nucleotides long. RefSeq names its product protochlorophyllide-dependent translocon component 52, chloroplastic-like. The transcript has 7 exons. Bases 83 to 1681 code for a protein of 532 amino acids. Gene Ontology annotation, molecular function: chlorophyllide a oxygenase activity; 2 iron, 2 sulfur cluster binding. NCBI's taxonomy places the organism in Eukaryota, Viridiplantae, Streptophyta, Magnoliopsida, Fabales, Fabaceae. The record is from RefSeq and is a predicted model, not a curated record.